This is a messenger RNA of Antechinus flavipes (yellow-footed antechinus), 6005 nucleotides long. It is a transcript of the gene TRIM67, whose product is annotated as tripartite motif containing 67. Gene Ontology annotation, molecular function: zinc ion binding; protein binding. NCBI's taxonomy places the organism in Eukaryota, Metazoa, Chordata, Mammalia, Dasyuromorphia, Dasyuridae. The record is from RefSeq and is a predicted model, not a curated record. Bases 361 to 2739 code for a protein of 792 amino acids. The transcript is spliced from 10 exons.
UGCCUGCUUCCCUAGUCGGGUUGUUAAAGAGAGAGAGCUCUGCAACUCUGGGAGGCGCUCUUGCUGAUUCAUCGCAUAUUACUUCGAGGCUUUUCCCCCGAGAACAGCGAGGUACUCAUUCCAGGCCCGGGCAGUGGGAUUGAAAGUAGCGGGGUGCAAGAGCCCUACUAAGGGCGGUCACUGCAAAAGAAUAGAAAGAAGUGUGCACCACAAAGUGGGGGCGGGGCGGGAAACCAUGCCUCUUUGAUGUCAGUUACCUUCGUGGCUACACUGUGCUAAUCAUUAUCCCGCCCCCCUCAAACUCCCAGGGCUUCGAGCCUUCCCGCCAGCCUCUGAGCAACUGACGCCGCCCGAACCGCUAUGGAAGAAGAGCUGAAGUGCCCGGUAUGCGGGUCUCUGUUCCGAGAACCCAUCAUCUUGCCCUGUUCUCACAAUGUCUGCUUGCCUUGUGCCCGCACCAUAGCUGUACAGACUCCCGACAGCGAGCAACACCUGCCUCCGCCGCUCUUGCAUUCUCGGGGCCCUUCGUUGCCCACCGGCUCAACCGCAGGUCCUCCACCAGAAUAUGAAACUGGGACCGGACCAGCCUGUAGUGGUGGAGGCACCAGCAGUAGUGGCGGCGGUGGCGGCGGGGUAGGUGGUGUCGUUGGGGGAGGGGAUCACGCUGAUAAGCUAAGCCUGCACAGCGAGACGGACAGCGGUUAUGGCUCCUACACUCCCAGCCUUAAGUCCCCUAAUGGAGUGCGUGUACUGCCCAUGGUGCCCGCACCCCCCGGCUCCUCAGCCGCAGCUGCCCGGGGAGCCGCCUGUUCCUCCCUAUCCUCUUCUUCCUCCAGCUCCAUCACCUGCCCUCAAUGCCACCGCAGCGCCUCUUUGGACCACCGCGGCCUCCGUGGCUUCCAGCGCAACCGGCUACUGGAGGCCAUUGUACAUCGCUAUCAGCAGAGCCGGGGUUGUGGUACUGGAGCAACUGCAGCAGCUCUAGUUGCCCAUUGCCAGCUCUGUGACCGCACCCCUCCAGAGCCAGCAGUCACGCUCUGUGAGCAGUGCGAUGUACUCUAUUGCUCUGCCUGCCAGAUCAAAUGCCAUCCGUCCAGGGGACCGUUUGCCAAGCACCGCUUGGUGCAACCGCCUCCGCCACAGCCGGCGGCCUCUGCACCUCUAGGUGCUGCUCAAGGAGCCCCCAGCGGCAGCGGCAGCGGCGGCGGCGGCAGCAGCAGCAGCAGCAGCAGCAAAAGCCCAGGCCCGGGGGUAGGAGCAGCAGGGGGUACUGGGGUCCGUAAGUUUCCCACGUGCACAGAUCAUGAGCUGGAAAACUACAGUAUGUACUGUGUGAGCUGUCGUACCCCAGUCUGCUUCCAGUGUCUGGAGGAAGGCAGGCACGGCAAGCAUGAAGUCAAACCUCUAGGCGCCAUGUGGAAACUGCACAAGGCACAGCUAUCUCAAGCAUUGAAUGGUGUUUCUGAUAAAGCAAAGGAGGCUAAAGAGUUCCUAGUUCAGCUCAAGAACAUACUUCAGCAGAUCCAGGAAAAUGGGCUGGACUAUGAGGCCUGCCUGGUUGCUCAGUGUGAUGCCCUGGUUGAUGCUUUAACUCGACAAAAAGCCAAAUUACUCACCAAGGUCACUAAAGAACGGGAACACAAAUUGAAGGUGGUUUGGGACCAGAUCAAUCAUUGUACAUUAAAGUUACGCCAGUCAACAGGCCUAAUGGAGUACUGCCUAGAGGUGAUCAAAGAAAAUGACCCUUCUGGGUUUUUACAGAUUUCAGAUGCCCUGAUCAAGCGUGUCCAGGUGUCUCAAGAGCAGUGGGUUAAGGGAGCUUUGGAGCCCAAGGUGUCUGCAGAGUUCGAUUUGACUUUGGACAGUGAGCCUCUGCUGCAAGCUAUCCAUCAGCUGGACUUCAUCCAGAUGAAAUGUAGGGUGCCACCUGUCCCCUUACUGCAGCUAGAGAAGUGCUGCACUCGAAAUAACAGUGUUACUCUGGCCUGGAGGAUGCCACCUUUUAUCCAUAGCCCUGUGGAGGGUUAUAUCCUGGAACUGGAUGAUGGAGAUGGUGGGCAGUUUCGGGAAGUCUAUGUUGGCAAGGAGACCCUCUGCACCAUUGAUGGCCUUCAUUUCAACAGUACUUACAAUGCAAGAGUCAAAGCUUUCAAUUCCUCUGGAGUUGGGCCUUACAGCAAAACCGUUGUUCUCCAGACUUCUGAUGUGGCCUGGUUCACAUUCGACCCCAACUCUGGCCACCGGGACAUCGUCCUGUCAAAUGACAACCAGACAGCUACAUGUAGCAGUUAUGACGACCGGGUAGUACUGGGAACAGCAGCUUUUUCCAAGGGAGUCCAUUACUGGGAAUUCCACGUGGACCGAUAUGAUAACCAUCCGGAUCCAGCUUUUGGUGUAGCCAGAGUUAAUGUGGUCAAAGAUAUGAUGUUGGGCAAGGAUGACAAGGCCUGGGCCAUGUAUGUGGACAAUAACCGAAGCUGGUUCAUGCACUGCAACUCCCACACCAAUCGGACUGAAGGCGGUGUGUUUAAAGGGGCUACAGUUGGUGUACUUCUGGAUCUGAAUAAGCAUACCUUAACCUUCUAUAUCAAUGGGCAACAACAAGGUCCUACUGCCUUUGACCACGUGGAUGGGGUCUUCAUGCCAGCUGUGAGCCUCAAUCGGAAUGUUCAGGUUACUCUGCACACAGGACUAGAUGUGCCGUUGAAUACCAGACAGCAAAAACUGUCUGGAAACUGAAAUUCCAGAAAUCGAUGAUCUUCAAUGAGAAGAUCUUCCCUGAGAGAAGCCCAGCCAUCCUUACCUUCAAAUUUAGCACAGAAUCUGUCCUGAGUAACACAAAAUGGUCAAAUGAGGAGGGCAGACCAGUAGCCACUGAAGACCAUAUACAAAACUUUUCCUAGAGAGAAUCAGGAAUGGGUCUCCUCAUCACAAGUCCCUUUUCAUUUACAGAUGUGGGUGUGUGAUCUGUGUAUUUUAUCCUCAUAGCCUCACUUUUCCAUAGCAGAGCUCUUUAGGAUGGGAUGGGAGACUGGGGUAGCUUGAUAUUACGCUGUUACUUUGAGAACCUCAGAGGUCAGAGUUCCUUUCCUAAGUCACAAGAAAGGGAAUUUUAACAGGGGAGUGAGAUAGCAAAUCUCGGUGGUAUAUGUAGGGUUCUUAUAAUUCAUUUUAAAGUGGGAAUUAGUUUUUUGGGUUUUCAUUUCCUGGUUCUGAAAACAGCACUUCCAGAAAAGGCAAUGACCACUGUUUAAUUCUCAGUACUAAAGGGAGUGUGCUGUGUGUUUUGUCUUUUCCCCUACCUCUUUAUAGUACUUAGGUCGCUAGAUUUUUCUUUUGGGAUAGGAAAAUCAUUCUUUAUAAUAUCUCCAUUUUCUUCCUUCAGGAGUCUACUACCUGGUAUCUAUCAGUAUCAGUAAUGUAAUCAUGCCAUUUAAAAAAAAAUUAUUAAGCACCUACUCUUUGCAUAGCACAAUGCCCUGCACAUGAAGUAAACCUGAAUAUAUAGAAAAAAAAGUUGAUCCUAUAUUCUAGUUUUUCCAUUGAUUUAUUCUGGAGUUCACAGAAUAGCUUUCCUAGAACUUGUAAUACCUAAUUCAUUGUAUCUGUAACUGUCCCUACAAUACUCUUCUCCCUUCUUGACUAAGAUUUACCUUAAAAUAGACAAAUACACAUCCACAAAGAAAUAUAUUUAAAUGCUGUAAUGUAAAUACUAGCGUUUUCCUGAAAAUCUAUCCCCAAGUGGCAUAUCCCUUCUUGGCAACUGAGUUCCAAUUAAUGAUGUGCUGGUAAAUGUCUAACGACAGUUGUCUGAAGAGAAAAAGUAUAUACACAAAACAACUUUAAGUUUAGCUUUAAUUGUUAACAUUUUCUCCAUUACUUUAAGUCUAGACAAUCAACAAAAUGAUAAAUCAAGCUUUGAUUUGUAGUAUUUGCUGAUUUCUAAGAUGUAAAUGUUCACUAAAAACUUAACAAUCAAUUCAUCCCCAGUUCCAAUAGUCAGAAAUGAUCUCCAUAUUCUUUCCCAAGGAAUCCUUCUAUUCCUCAUUUGGAACUCCCAGGAGCUAGCACAUAGUAGGUGUUUAAUAAAUUCUUAAUAAUUGAUUGAUCACCAGUAGUGCUCUACCUUAGCUAAGAAAAAAAAAAAAAAAAAAACAAUAUCACUGUUCUGACUAUUCACGUUUCUCCUUGGAGGAGAGCAAGCUGGGAAAAUAUUGUUGAGGCCUUACUUGUAAGGUUGACUUACAAAAAAGCUGGGAAAGAGGCAACUUGAGAGCUACUGGCGCUGGGGUUGCCCUUCCUAACACUGUCAAUCUCAGAGCCACUAGCAUGUAAAAUUUGGGCUUCAUAAUAGUACUUUUUAUCCCUUGCCCAUCCCCAUUUGCCUCAAAACUAAGCCUGUGAACAAAAAUAUCAUUGAAGUCAAUUAAAGUUUUGCCCUGGGGACUGGGGUAAUAUGGAUUUUACAAUGAUUAUUCUGUUAUUGGGGUAGGAAAUGAGUCAGAAAUACCUCCCCCUUAUCCCUGCACUGGACCUUCAAUGGUGUUUGAAGUCCUUGGUGCACCCAGUCAUUGCAAAAGAAGAAAAUGAAACUCUGGGAUUAAACCCUCUCUUCCAGUACCACAAAGUUGAAUGUGAUCAAGACAUCCCAGUUAGUCAGAUGUCAUGGUAAGUGCUGUUUCCUAACUUUUACCAGGGAGGCCCAAUGCCUGCCUAGCUUUGGAGAUUCAGUGGCUGCAGGAGGUAGGUCCCUCCAGGAUUCCCAGAUAAUGAGCCUGCUCUAAGUCAAACAUCCUCUCCUGUUGGAUACUUAUUUCCCUCAGAGCAUUUGCCUCUGCUCUGCCCACCUCAGACACCAUCACCAGAAGGAAUGUCCUCAGAGGCAACAUACAAAAGGCAAAUUUUAUACUUUGGUAUCAUCUACACAAUUCCCAGCUAAUUUGAUCAAGAUAAUCAUGAUUUAAUUAGACUCACAACAACAGAAGAUGAUACGGGUUGCUCUGGAGGACAAUACUACAUCUGUCUCUUUUGCCUUUUCCUAGAUUUUCUGGGUAUAAACUGUACACAUUGCUGCAAAGCUCUCAGUUUUUUGGUUUUUUUGCUUUGCCUGCAUACUCACUCAUCUAGAAGCACAGCUAAUGAAUUGGCUAUUUUUUUUCAAGAUACAUGUGCCCAGAAUUAAGUCUGCAGAUUGGAGUCACAUUGUCAUUUCUUUGUAUGGAUUAGCAACAAUUGGGGACCAACUUGGAAAGCAUGUUUCAUCUGUGCAGAUAAAGAGACACUGAGGGAUCAAAAGUAGCAGUCAAGACAGAGGAAAUUUGUCAUGACACCAGGAUCUUUGGGAAGGAAGAAAUAAGACAAGGAGUAUGUCUGAGAAGUGAAGCAUGAUAAGAAUUUUGCCUUCAGUUCUCCUGGUUUACCUGUGAUCAUCCAGACUUUUUCCCAGCUUCCACCCUACCAUCCAACAGAGACAUACACUUUUGUAUCAAGGAUGAAAUGAAGGAAGCAACAUUAAUAAGCAAUUCCAUCUGAAAGCAACGAGUGAUUUUUCUUUUUCUUGAAGAGUACAUUUUAUCAGACCUCUUUGAGGCUGAGGGCUAAUUUACCUGCUGAAUCUCUUCUUAUUUUGAUCUGUGAGCCGAAAUCAACUGUGUUUUUUCUUAGGUUCUAGAUUCUUAUCUAUAUAUUAGGUUUCUUACUAACCACCGGUCGAUGCUGUGUAGGUUUUGAUAUUUUAUUCAGUGAAACCAACAAGCCUACCUCAGAUCUCAUGCUUCCAGAUCUCAAAUUCCCCUGAGGAACCUUCUCAUCCUUUUUUCUCCAUAAAAAGGAAAAGUAGGAUAGGUAUUGCAUGGGAUUGUUGUGACUAAACUAUCACUGAACUUUGUCUUAGAAAAUAUCCUUUUCUAGACACGACUUCUGAGCACAGCAGGUUCCAAGAAGGAGGAAUGUAGUUCUUUAACAUUUUCUGAGUAGAUAUGUUUCCUGCAAGAUCAUUCAAGAAA